Alosa alosa (allis shad) is the source of this 1250-nucleotide messenger RNA. It is a transcript of the gene spag7, whose product is annotated as sperm associated antigen 7. Lineage: Eukaryota; Metazoa; Chordata; Actinopteri; Clupeiformes; Clupeidae. The transcript is spliced from 7 exons. The record is from RefSeq and is a predicted model, not a curated record. Gene Ontology annotation, molecular function: nucleic acid binding. Bases 12 to 707 code for a protein of 231 amino acids.
CUCAAUACAAGAUGGCGGACCUCUUAGGCUCUAUCCUAAGCUCCAUGGAAAAACCUCCAACUGUCGGCGACAAGGAAAGCCGACGAAAAGCAAGAGAACAAGCAGCCAGACUGAAAAAGAUGCAAGAGGAUGAGAAGAAAAAGAAAGCUGAAUUUAGAAAAAAGAUGGAGAAGGAGGUCUCUGAUUUUAUUCAGGACAGUGUCAUACAAAAAAAGAAAUAUGAGCCCAUGGGAAAGAUCGAGAGGAGUAUCCUCCAUGAUGUUGCAGAAGUGGCGGGUUUGACUUCGUUUUCUUUUGGUGAGGAUGAAGAGAGCAGAUACGUCAUGUUGUUUAAGAAGGAGUUUGCUCCAUCAGAUGAAGAAUUGGAUGCUUACAGAAAGGGCGAGGAAUGGAAUCCCCAGAAAGCUGAGGAGAAACGUCGGUUAAAGGAACUUGCUGCAUUGGAGGAGGAGUCCGCCAGCCGCACAGAGAAAAGGCCUGUGUCUCCCAGCUCAAAUUACAGGGACAAGUACAGUCAUUUGAUUGGUACUUCCGCUGCCAAAGAUGCUGCGCACACACUUGAGGCCAAUCGGGCAUAUGGGUGUGUGCCUGUGGCUAAUAAGAGAGACACUCGCUCUAUUGAAGAAGCCAUGAAUGCAAUCAGGGCCAAAAAACGACAGAAGAAAGACGAUGACACUGAGGCAGGCAGUAGCAAUGCCAGUUUGUAAGAAAGAGUGCAAAAGUGUGUGUGUGUGUGUGUGUGUGUGUGUGUGUGUGUGUGUGUGUGUGUGUGUGUGUGUGUGUGUGUGUGUGCGCGCGCACAUGCGUGUGUGUAUAUGAGUGUCCAUUUUGUUCUGCUGACCUUAGAGAUUUAACUGAGUAUACUUUUAAAGUAACAUAUACUUGUACUUGUAACAUGUACAGUGUUAACUUACAAAUAGAAAGAUGUACACAAGCAAUUAUGCAACCAUAUGUCAUUAUUUGAAGGCAGUUGUAUAAGCAGGAGUGCCUUUCCAUCUUGCUGGAUGCUAAAUGAUUAUCUGCUCUGUUGUUCUACACUGUGUCUAGUCAUCCAGUGAUGGAGCUGAGGCCCUGAGGAGUACUGUGCCACGUCAGUGUCUCUUACAGUUUUAAUCUGGUCUGCACACCUCUUUUAAUCGUAAAUUCCCUGUAAAGUAUUUGUGUAUAAAAUGCCACAGGCUCGCAGGAUUAAUGAAAGUUGUGAAACUGUGUACUGUACAGUCAUUCUAUAGCUCAUCUGUCAGCAGUAA